Messenger RNA from Larimichthys crocea (large yellow croaker), 1321 nucleotides. Its product is annotated as zinc finger protein 34-like. Bases 140 to 1180 code for a protein of 346 amino acids. Gene Ontology annotation, molecular function: DNA-binding transcription factor activity, RNA polymerase II-specific; RNA polymerase II cis-regulatory region sequence-specific DNA binding. The record is from RefSeq and is a predicted model, not a curated record. Lineage: Eukaryota; Metazoa; Chordata; Actinopteri; Sciaenidae. Gene Ontology annotation, biological process: regulation of DNA-templated transcription. The transcript has 5 exons.
AAGAAAUGGACGCCCUUUGGGGUUGUUUACAAAUAUUUAAGUCAAAAUGAAUAAUAAUUCCUCACAUAUAUGCUCAUUUUAAAUACACAGCUGCGAAACUAAACUCCAUGCGGCCGGGGUUGUGUCUGAAAGCAUCAGCAUGGAAAUGUUGAAGAUAGAGCAGGUCAUUGUUGGCAGCGAGAGGAGAUCCACCCCAGCAGAGAUCAAGUCCGAGCCCGCCGUCGUCCCUCUGCAGUCCUAUCAGCAUGAGAGUCUGCAGUGUUUUCAGUGCUUCAUCACCUUCUGUAGCUCCAAAGCCAAGGAGAGACACAUGAGGAGGAGCCAUCGGGACCAGUACAAACUGCAGCUGCCACAGACUAAUACACUCUUUACUUGCUACACGUGUGACAAGAGUUUCACUUCCUCUGAUGAACUCAGCCAGCACCAGGCCACCCACAACAGAGAAGAGAAGCCCUUUAACUGUUCUUACUGCCGGAAAAACUUCUUCACCUUCACUGAGUUGAACAAACACAGACGACAUGAGUGCAUACAACGACGGUGUCCCUGCAGGGACUGUGGCGCCUUGUUCCCCAAUCCUUCACGACUUCGUAAUCAUCGCAUUGCAGUGCACCCCCAGCGCCCAGUAGUCGCAGAUGACAUCGACACCUACCAAUGCUGCAAAUGUAGCUGUGGUUUCCAGACAGAAGAAGAACUUCUGCAGCACCAGGAGAUAUUUGCUAAUGAUCUAAACUGUGAGACUAAGUCACAAGGCAAAAAACGUGGCCGUAAACCGAAGUACGCAGCUCAGAUGGAAAUGGAUGACAUCAAGAAGAUCAAACAACAAGAGGAAGCAGAGGAAGGAUGUAAUGACUCCAUAACAGAGGGAUGCGUCUCUAAUGAUGUACAAACUGAGCUCAAGAUUCCUUGUUCUGAAGCAGAUUGUGACCUCACAUUUCCUUCUGUUGCAGCCCUGCGGGCACACAAAAGGGAAGAGCAUGGGCCUCUACCUCGCAAGGCUCUCACGUGCAUAGAGUGCGAGGAGAGCUACACCAGACCCGAACAGCUUAAAAUACACAUGGCCAGGGCUCAUCGUGCUGAAUACACCUGCCACACCUGUGGAAAGAGCUUUGCACGAGAGAGCAUCCUAAAAAUCCACCAGAACACCCACACUGAGGGCGAGGAGGAAGCAGAACAGAGAUAAUAUAUGGGGAAAAGACUGCAACCGCAACCUACAUCACUCAGUUCAAUCAUUGUCAGAACUUCUGUCACAUUCUCCAUAGUGUAAGAUUUUUAUGUGAAUAUUUUAGGGUGAGAGUUUUUGAAUAAAGGGUAUGCAACAUGA